AUGACAAACAAAUUUAAAAAAUCAAAAUCUCGAAAAAUAAUGUUAUUAAUUGUUUCAUUUAUAUUUUUAAUGAUAAUUGGUUUAUCUUGUUUCUAUUUUGGUGGAAAAUUAACGUAUCUUAACUCUAAUAUGAAAAUUUUGAAAUCAUAUAAUUCAACUUUUUCAUUCAUUUUAAAAAAUGAAAAAUUUAAAGAUAGUGAUAUUUCAGAGAAAUUUAGUGAAAUUAAACAAACAAUUUUAAAUUUAGAAAGUAAAGUUAAAAAAAUUAAGAAUGAUGAUUCAAUUGAUAAAAAAGAAUAUUAUAGUUUAAGUAAAAAAAUAAACAAUCAAAAAGAAGCUUUGAAAUGGGCGUUUCUUGAUUUUUGUUCAAUACAAGAUAAUGUAGAAUUAAUUGAUAAAGUUUUAAAUGAAUUAGAAGAAUUAACUAAAUUAAUAUCUUCCCUUAUAGACACUUUUGAAGGUGUAAAAAGUGAUUCUAAUUAA
Messenger RNA from Hepatospora eriocheir, 483 nucleotides. The record is from the annotation of a GenBank genome assembly. Lineage: Eukaryota; Fungi; Microsporidia; Hepatosporidae.